GCGGGAGCGGCGGCGUUACCGUGACCGUGAGGGCGGGCCAUGGGGAUGUGUCUGCCCUGUCUGGGCGGCGCCACCGAGGACGUGGUGCAGACCCCCGACCCGGAGACCCGAAGGAAACAAUUAGCUUACGCUGCAGAAAAGCGACUCUCUGACACUAAUGUGCACAGAGGCAUUAAGAAUCCAGAAGCAGUCGAACGAAAGAAGAGGAAGCAGGAGGAGAUGGAAAAGCAGCAGAUGAACACCUCGUCUUCGGGUGGAGGUGGCCUCAGGUGGCAGGUUGGCUAAAGGAUGCGUAGAGCUGAUACCCGGAUUGAGAACCGCCGAUGCAGCGUGACCUUCCCAGCCCCCAGCCCCCCCCCCCCCCCCCACGAUCACAGAGUUGUUGAUGUCCUCCGCGUGGCUUUCAGUGUCGUGUGGUUAGAGCCAUCCAGAAAUGUGCCAUGCUACUUCACGUUGAAUGUCGCCUACCAAGCGCUUUCUGUGCCCCGACAGAAAAGUACAAUGUCUCUCACAACUUAACAACCUGCCUGUUAAUGCAUCAUUCGGCUAAUCCAGACUGUGAAGACCAAAGAUACUAGAGCUCCUCUAUAAUCUUUGGUGAAGACUGCACUCCGCCUUGGAUGUUACUCACCCCGAGUCCUUUACAUUCGCUUCUGCUUAAACCGGAGAUUAUAUUGCCAGAGGUGGAACAAAAAUGCUGGAGAAACUCAGCAGGUUGGGCAGCAUCUACGGAGCGAAGGAAAUAGGCGAGGUUUCGGGUCGAGACCCUUCUUCAGACUGAUGUGGAGAUGGGGGAGGGGCGGGAACCCGCCCCUCCCCCACCUCCACAUCAGUCUGAAGAAGGGUCUCGACGUCAGUCUGAAGAAGGGUCUCAGCCCGAAUCGUCGUCAAUUUCCUUCGCUCCAUAGAUGCUGCCUCACCCACUGAGUUUCUCCAGCAUUUUUGCCCACCUUAGAUUUUCCAGCAUCUGCAGCUCCUUCUUAAACAUCAAAUUGCCAGAUAUUUAUUUCCUGCGUUGCCAUUACUUAUAGACCAGUGUUGAUUUGCUGAUUUCUGUAGAUAAUUUUGCUGUAUCUUUAAUAGGCAAGGUUUUCUAUAUUUAUAAAACAAUUUUCUAAACCUGCGUGCCUUGGAUAUAGUGUAGAAAGAUGUAAUGUGCUUUGUUUUAAUGCUGUAAUCACCAAUUGAAAUAGCAGUAUUUAAUUUAUUCUCUCUUUAAUUUAUUCCACUGUUUUUUCUUUUGCUGUAAAAUUGUCACCGGACAAGAUCACUACACUGAACUAUAACUCUAUGUACUUGAGUCAUUUAGGAAAAGGCCUUUAUAUGACUAAAUAAAAAUCUCUAUUUGUGA
This is a messenger RNA of Leucoraja erinaceus (little skate), 1351 nucleotides long. It is a transcript of the gene svip, whose product is annotated as small VCP interacting protein. Gene Ontology annotation, cellular component: endoplasmic reticulum membrane. NCBI's taxonomy places the organism in Eukaryota, Metazoa, Chordata, Chondrichthyes, Rajiformes, Rajidae. Gene Ontology annotation, biological process: negative regulation of VCP-NPL4-UFD1 AAA ATPase complex assembly; negative regulation of retrograde protein transport, ER to cytosol; positive regulation of autophagy. The record is from RefSeq and is a predicted model, not a curated record. Bases 40 to 285 code for a protein of 81 amino acids. The transcript has 6 exons.